Akanthomyces muscarius is the source of this 483-nucleotide messenger RNA. RefSeq lists its product as uncharacterized. Lineage: Eukaryota; Fungi; Ascomycota; Sordariomycetes; Hypocreales; Cordycipitaceae. The transcript has 2 exons. The record is from RefSeq and is a predicted model, not a curated record. Bases 1 to 483 code for a protein of 160 amino acids.
AUGCAGCUCACCGGACCGUCGCUCGUUGCCGUCGCCACCGGCAUCGUAGGCUCUGCCUGGGCCUCUGGCGCCAUUGCCUCGAUAACCUUCAUCGGCACCUCGGCCGCCAUCGACGUGCCCGAGACGACGGCGCGCACCUGGCGGGAGCUGUUCCGCCGCGGCGCCAACCUGAUGCCCAAGGUCGCGGCCGCCGUGACGCUGGCCUACGGCUACGCGGCCUACGACGCGCACCGCGCGGGCGGCGUCUGGGGCGGGUACGCCGCCGCGGCAGGCUUCGUCAUCUCCAUCGUACCCUUUACCGUCCUCGUCAUGCGCUACACAAACACCUGCCUGCACAAGAUGGCCGAGGGCCGCGACGAGACCAAGACGUGGAACCUGCGCGCGCUGCUGCAGCGCUGGAACAUGCUCAACCUUACCCGCAGCUGCCUGUGCCUCAUCUCCAGCGUGCUCGGCAUGGUCACGAUGGUGCAGAAUAUCAGCUAG